CGCGCAGCAGCAACAUUCUGCACCACACGCGGGUGAGAAGAGAACGAAGUUGCUUGCUCGCUUUCUCCGUCGUUCAUUCUACAUCAGCUUUUUAUUGAUUUGCAAGAUGAAAACCUCCUCCCCUCUUGUUUCGCAGCCUAACAUGGGUAAAAAGCAGAAUGGCAAAGGGAAGAAGGAAGUAUUGGAGGCAGAGCCGCCAGAGGAGUAUGUUGUGGAGAAGGUGAUGGACCAACGCAUUGUCAACGGGAAGGUGGAAUUCUUCCUCAAGUGGAAGGGAUUUACAGAAGUGGAUAACACUUGGGAGCCAGAGGAUAACCUGGAUUGUCCAGAGCUAAUCUCAGCUUUCUUGGAAGCACAGAAGACCGUGGUGGAGAAUCCUGACUCCAACAAGAGGAAGUCUUCAACAGAUGAGCCAGAGACCGAGGGAAACAAAGCCAAGAAGAAGAAGGAUGUGAGUGACAAGCCGCGGGGCUUUGCCAGGAGCCUGGAUCCAGAGAGGAUCAUUGGUGCUACAGACAGCAGUGGAGAACUUAUGUUCUUGAUGAAGUGGAAAGACUCCGAUGAGGCGGACCUGGUCCCGGCCCGCGAGGCCAACACCCGCUGCCCUCAGGUGGUCAUCUCCUUCUACGAGGAGAGGCUGACCUGGCACUCCUGUCCCGAGGACGAGGCCCAAUAGCACCCCUUCCUCAACCAACUGACGUCCCUUGUGGCCCCCAGACCUUCGACCCCGUCCCUGUUCCUGCCUCUCAGGACUGUUCAUGUCUCCACUUUUUUGUUGUCAUUUACAGCAUGUUUAGCCAUAGUAUUAGUGCAGAGCAGUCAGGUGAAAGUCUGUGCUUUUGUACACGUUUUUAGUGAUAGGAUGAUAUUUACUGGGAAUAAGACCGGUGAGGAGAAAUGGAUGGGUGAUUUGUCGCUUUUUAAUGAACCUAUUCCUCAUCCAGUACUGGUAGGGACUGGUUCCUCAACUGAUAUGUAGUUACUGUUGGAAAUGUACAUCUUGUAUAAUCCAUGUAGUUUGACAUCUUCUCCCUCACAUUCAGCUAGUUUCUUUUUUUCAUCUCCCCAUGUUGCAUACUUGAAUCCCUUGAACAGUAUGUCUUUUGCUGUAUAUUCACUUUGUAAAUAUUUUUUCAAAAAGCUGUUCAAUAAAGGUUUAUAUGCUUCAUUUUA
Messenger RNA from Oncorhynchus nerka (sockeye salmon), 1173 nucleotides. RefSeq names its product chromobox protein homolog 3-like. The record is from RefSeq and is a predicted model, not a curated record. The transcript is spliced from 5 exons. Lineage: Eukaryota; Metazoa; Chordata; Actinopteri; Salmoniformes; Salmonidae. Gene Ontology annotation, cellular component: pericentric heterochromatin; nucleus. Gene Ontology annotation, molecular function: chromatin binding. Gene Ontology annotation, biological process: negative regulation of transcription by RNA polymerase II; chromatin organization. The coding region runs from base 107 to 676 and encodes 189 amino acids.